Molecule: messenger RNA, 2295 nt
Organism: Chanos chanos (milkfish)
Lineage: Eukaryota; Metazoa; Chordata; Actinopteri; Gonorynchiformes; Chanidae
Product: soluble guanylate cyclase 88E-like
Exons: 18
Coding region: 1-2295 (764 amino acids)
Biological process (GO): response to oxygen levels; nitric oxide-cGMP-mediated signaling; cGMP biosynthetic process
Cellular component (GO): guanylate cyclase complex, soluble
Molecular function (GO): guanylate cyclase activity; heme binding
Source: RefSeq, a predicted model, not a curated record
AUGUACGGUCUUCUCUGUGAGAGCCUACACGACUUCAUUAAGGAGUCGUACGGGGACGAUGUGUGGAAGUUAGUGAGGGAGAGAGCAGAUGUCAGGCUACACUCCUUUGUCACACACCAGGUCUACAGCGAGAGUGUGAUUCCACGCAUUGCCAAGGCUGCAAGUGGAGUGACAGGAACACCCUAUAAUGAGCUGAUGAACUCCUGGGGCGUCUAUUUCCUGGGCUUUGUGGGGAAAUACGGCUACGACAGGAUUCUUAAGGUUUUGGGCCGUCACGUUCGUGACUUUGUGAAUGGACUGGAUAACCUGCAUGAGUAUCUGCGCUUCAGUUAUCCGAAAGUUCAGCCUCCCACGUUCUUCUGCCAGGAAGAGUCUGCCACUGGAGUCACCCUCCACUACCGGAGUAAGCGUAAGGGUUACCUGCAUUACGCCAUGGGCCAGCUGAGGCAGAUGGGAAAACAGUUCUAUGACACUGACAUUCAUGUGGAGGUCCUGUCGGAGCAGUUGGUGGGAGACUACUCACAUGUUACUAUGAGGUUAAAUUUUGAUAACUCUGCCUACCGGUACAUCCAGAAAGAAGAUGAGGAGGAACAAGAGAUUCUGCCCAUCACUAGUGACUUUUUCUUUGAGGUUUUUCCCUUCAACAUUGUAUUCAGACAGGACAUGGUUGUGCAUAACGUUGGCUCUGGCCUGGCCACUGUAUUCCCUGACCUGGACGGAAAGAAGAUUAAUGACGCCUUUCUGCUGGCUCGCCCCCUGGUGGAGUUCACCUGGAACAUGAUCAUUUCCCAUCCUAAUAAUCUCUUUGAGAUUAUGUCCAAAGAGCCAGUGAAAAGAGAGAGGAACCUUCAUAACAGAGUCCAGAACUCUGAUUAUGAGAAUGCCAAUCGUUCAGCCGAUGUGGAUGUAGAGCUUAUGGCCUUUCAGUCCAUCAUUGGUGACGAUUAUAAAGAUGGGAACAGCGCCAAUGCAAUGGAGAGCUGGGGUGACGGCAGCCGUUGUCUGAAACUGAAGGGCCAGAUGAGAUACAUGCCUGAGUGGGAGUCCAUCAUCUUUCUUGGGACACCAGUAAUGGAGAGUUUGAGUGCCAUGUUCAAGACAGGCCUCUACAUCAAUGACUUGAGCAUGCAUGACUCUAGCAGAGAUCUAGUCUUGGCAGGGACUCAGCAAUCAGAGGAGCUGAAGAGAGCUCUCAUCCAGGAACAGAAGAAGUCCAGUAAACUGGAGGAGAGCAUGAAGAUGCUAGACUAUGAGAUGAAGAAGACAGAUGACUUGCUCUACAGGAUGAUUCCCAAACCUGUGGCCAAAAGAUUGCGGAAGGGAGAGCCCGCCGUCAACACCUGUGAGGUGUUUCCUGAUGUGACUAUUCUCUUCAGUGAUGUGGUGGGCUUCACUCGCAUCUGCAGCCACAUCACACCCAUGCAGGUGGUCUCCAUGCUCAACACCAUGUACACGCUCUUUGACACACUGAGCGAGAAGCACCGGGUUUUCAAAGUCGAGACCAUUGGCGAUGCUUACAUGGUUGUGGCUGGAGCACCUGAGAAGACUAAGUACCACGCCCAUAACAUCUGCGACAUGGCUCUGGACAUGGUGCGCUCCAUUGACCAUCUGAAGGACCCGUCCAAUGGCAAUAACAUCCAGAUAAGAGUGGGCAUCCAUUCGGGCAUGGUGGUGGCCGGGGUCGUCGGCCACAAGAUGCCUCGUUAUGGCCUCCAUGGUGACACUGUCCACACAGCUUCAGCCAUGGAGAGCAAUGGGAAGGAGAUGCACAUUCAGCUGAGCAGUGCCACCUACGAGCAUCUUAAGGGCAGUCACUUCAUCUUCGAGAGGCGAGGAACCAUCACUAUCAAGGGUAAUGUGGAGAUUGAGACAUACUGGCUGAAGGGUAAAAGGGAUAAGGAUGGGAAUGCUCAAGCUGCUUGCCCUCAGUUUGAAGCUCAGACUAUCAGCAAAGCCACCAUCUCUGCACCAGAACCCUCUAUUGAUGAAGAAGUACUGGUCUUCCCAUCGGUUGCUGGUGAGGAUGAUGAUGAUGUGAAGUCUAUCCGCUCCCACCGCAUGAAAAUGGAAACUUCUGGAAACUCUCUUGAGGAGUCCAUGGAGGAGUGUCGAGUGGAAGAAAUGUCUGUGAGUAAGUCUCAUUACAAGGACACACUGCAGGAUGGCAGUCUACAGGACCCGCACAUCGAACUGGACUCCCCGCAGUUUGACGGCAGAGACUCAAUCAUGGAGUCACCGGAAGGUUCCUGCGAUUCCCGCUGUUCUGAGAAAAGCGCCAUGUGCACUGUGUCCUGA